AUGAGUACACGACAGGCAGAUGAUAACGAUUCCAAUGAGGCUGAUUCCUCAAGAAAUCCACACAAUGAUAAUACAACCACUAAUGCUUCAAGCAGCACCCCUUUAACUUUAAAUAAUCAACUGAAUAACAAUUCUUUUGGAAUUAAUGAGAAUGUUUCAAGUACUGUAAAUGCUACAACUCGUGAUUCAAGCGAUUCAAAUAAUAAUAGCAAUACAAACAAUUCAAAUACCAGCAAUCAAGGUACUGCCACAAAUACAAGCAAUUUAUCUUCCACAAAUAUACCGAUUAAUCCUGAUCAUCCUGAUACUAGAAAUAUCACUGUAUCUAUUCAGUACUCUCUUCUAAAUCCUCAGACCAGACUAACCACUAGUAAUAAUAUGGCUUCUAAUUUCUCUUUUAAUCCGUCUACUGCCUUAAAUGGUUCUAGUACAAGUGAAACACCAGAUAGAACUAGUAAUGGAUCACAAUUGGCGCCUGAUAAUAUCCCAAAUAGACAGGCCAAUGGAACUCUGGUUCUUUCCUUUAGAGACGUUCCGGUAUCAACUCCCUCAGAUACUUUGGAAUCAGUGAUAUCUGUUGCUGCAGAAUUAGCUACACGUCGAUUUGUUGAUAUAAUGACUCAGAGUAAUGGUAUAUCUCAAAAAGAUUUUGAAAACCUAUCCAUUUUAAAAUUAAACUCUUUACCUACUUCAACUGAACUUUGUAGUAUAUGCAUGGAACCGUAUGAAGAAGAACCAUCAGCUACGCUUUCCAAGAAAAGAUCAAGAGAUUUGGAUAGAUUGGAAGAUUCAAAAGCAAAGAAACCAAGAUCUAUGGAAUCAAAUUCCACAGAAUCAAACUCUACAGCAGUUUCUACAAACUCUGUUGAUAAUGGUAUAGCACAAUUCAAUGAAACUACACAAUUGACUACUGUAGCCCCAUCUUCUAUGGAUUCAACAAUUCCAACCUCAUCUACACCAGAUGAAAAUAAGAAACAUGAAUAUCAUAAUUCACCAGUCCAAUUAUCUUGCAAACAUAUAUUUUGUCGUUCAUGUUUAUAUGAGUGGUCUAAAUUAAAAAAUUCAUGCCCGUUGUGUAGAAAGAAAAUUGUUGAAACUCCAACUGUGGAGAAUAAUAUCCAAAACGAUGCAAAUUCAAAUGAAGCUUUUGAAAGAAUACGUAGAAUCUUAUACAACAAUCAUAAUUUGAACUCAGAAACAAACACUCCUACAGAAGGUUCAGAUAAUAAUACGACAAACCCCUCCUCCUCUCAAACUGGUAAUUCCACCAAUGGGCCAUUACCAAUGGGGAACUCUGCUAAUUCAAAUACGUUUUCUAUGUCAAGAUCAGGUAUUGUUAUUUUAAGACCUACAAACAUUCUUCCUCGUAAUCCACCUACUCAAAGCAAUAAUCAAGAAUCAAAUAAUUCCUCAACCACAAAUAAUACUUCUACAGAAGGAGCACCAGCUAAUUCUACAAAUGUUUCCGGAAUCCGUUGGGUUCCAAUUCCAGUAACAUUUAUUUCCUUAAACAAUGGUGAAAGACCUAACACAGUAAUGACACCAAAUAGAUCAAAUUCCAAUACUGCUUCAACUAAUGCGAAUAGCAAUGGAAAUACCCAAACAUCUGAAAAUACAAACGAUGGCACUCCAAAUUAUUCUCAUUUAAGAUCCAUGUUAAAUCAUGUUUUUAAUACCACUGAUAGAAUUAAUACACAAGAACAAAAUACUUCGAAUAAUGAUUCAAAUGAUACAACAAAUAGUUCUAAUAAUAACAACACUUCACUUCCAGGCAGAAUGACCUCUUUACUUUCCAGUUUAAUGUCUGCAUCUGGAAACAAUAGAAAUGCUGAUACUACCGACAUAAACAAUACGACAAAUAAUGUAGUGUCAAAUCCCCCAAAUACAAUUUUUACCACUGGUGUAGCAAGUUAUAGAAGUCAAGAUGGUGAAGUAAGAACAGUAAAUCUUCAUGGAAAUGAAAAUAAUGAAAUAAAUCAAUCAAAUAUCCAAAACAAUACUCAAACAAAUACCACACCAGCAACUGCCACCUCGACAAAUGAUUCCAAUGAACAGGAGAAUAUACCUAAUACAGAUACCAAUGAUCCAUCUAUUUGA
Messenger RNA from Henningerozyma blattae CBS 6284, 2097 nucleotides. It is a transcript of the gene SAN1, whose product is annotated as ubiquitin-protein ligase SAN1. Gene Ontology annotation, molecular function: ubiquitin protein ligase activity. Lineage: Eukaryota; Fungi; Ascomycota; Saccharomycetes; Saccharomycetales; Saccharomycetaceae. Gene Ontology annotation, cellular component: cytoplasm. Gene Ontology annotation, biological process: protein ubiquitination. The coding region runs from base 1 to 2097 and encodes 698 amino acids. The record is from RefSeq and is a predicted model, not a curated record. The transcript has a single exon.